Cinara cedri is the source of this 1413-nucleotide messenger RNA. NCBI's taxonomy places the organism in Eukaryota, Metazoa, Arthropoda, Insecta, Hemiptera, Aphididae. The record is from the annotation of a GenBank genome assembly.
AUGGGUGGAAUAGUAAUAUUGUUUUCUGCUUUAUUGCCGAUUCUAUUUUUGGUGCAGUUAACACCAAAAAUUUUGCUACUAAUAUUCACAACUUUAUCUUUUGCUUUACUUGGUUUUUUUGAUGAUUACCUAAAAUUAAAAGCAAAGAGCUAUCAAGGUUUAAGUGCAAAAACAAAAAUCCUUAUUCAAUUUUUUGUUGCAGUAAUUGGUAUGCUGGUACUUAAGAUGUACUCCACUGAUGACUUCACAAAGAUAUAUGUAUUUAAGGAAACAAUUAUUGAUAUUAGCUAUCUGUAUAUUCCAUUUGCUGCAUUUGUAAUAGUAGGAACUUCUAAUGCUGUAAAUCUUACAGAUGGAUUGGAUGGCCUUGCUGCAACACAGGCAAUAACUUCUUUUGCUUCUUUAGGAUUAGUUGCAUACUUAAUGCAAGAAGAUACUAAUGUUAUCUUAUUCUGUAUUGCUUUUAUAGGGGCAAUUUUGAGUUUUUUGUGGUUUAAUUCGCAUCCAGCAAGAAUAUUUAUGGGAGAUGUUGGAAGUCUAGGAAUAGGUGCAGCUUUAGGUUUAGUUAGUAUUUUAAUAAAAAGAGAAAUACUUUUUGCAGUGAUAGGAGGAAUUUUUGUCAUAGAAACUCUAUCUGUAAUUAUUCAGGUAUCAUACUUUAAAUGUACAAAAGGCAAGAGGAUUUUUCUCAUGUCACCAAUACAUCAUCAUUUUGAAAAGAAAGGGUGGUCAGAAAACACAAUAGUUAUGAGAUUUUGGAUAAUUUCUAUUUUUUGCUCAGUUUUAAGUAUAGCAUUUUUACUAUGAUAUUUUAUGAAAUACCCAGAUUUUACAUUAGAAAACGAGCUACCAGGAAUUAUAGCGGGAGUAGAUGAAGUUGGCAGAGGUCCGCUCGCUGGUCCAGUCAUAUCUGCAGCAGUGGUUUUUACUGAUAGAAGUACAGUUAUUGAUGGAAUUAAUGAUUCAAAAAAACUUACUCCCAAGAGUAGACAAGCUCUAUAUUACAAAAUAACGUCAGCUGCAAAAUUCGGUAUAGGAAUAGCAAGUGUAGAAGAAAUAAACUCAUAUAACAUCUUAGAAGCAACAAAACUUUCGAUGAAACGUGCAUUGAUAGAUUUAAAUCUAGAUUUAGAUUACGUCUUAGUGGAUGGCAAUCAACCCCCUGAAGUAAAAUGGCGAGUAAAGCCCAUAAUAAAUGGUGAUAAUAUAAGCAUAUCAAUAGCAGCAGCGUCGAUCAUCGCAAAGGUUACCAGAGAUCAAUUGAUGCAGGAGCUGCAUAAUAAAUAUCCUCAAUAUAACUGGCAUAAAAAUAAGGGAUACGGGACCAAAGAACACAUUAAUGCUAUCAACCUUCAUGGCAUUACAGAACACCAUAGAAAAAAUUUUGCACCUUGCUCCUCAGCUUAUUUUUCG